Loxodonta africana (African savanna elephant) is the source of this 11386-nucleotide messenger RNA. RefSeq names its product zinc finger protein 8 (gene ZNF8). Gene Ontology annotation, molecular function: RNA polymerase II cis-regulatory region sequence-specific DNA binding; DNA-binding transcription factor activity, RNA polymerase II-specific. Gene Ontology annotation, biological process: regulation of transcription by RNA polymerase II. The transcript has 4 exons. The record is from RefSeq and is a predicted model, not a curated record. NCBI's taxonomy places the organism in Eukaryota, Metazoa, Chordata, Mammalia, Proboscidea, Elephantidae. Bases 113 to 1861 code for a protein of 582 amino acids.
GCUGCGGGGCCGCCAUUGUUCCCCGGUGGGAGAGUUGGGUGGGCCCGGUGGCGGAGGCGGCUCUCGGUUUUGGGGUUGCCUCGGUUGCCUGUCCCAGGCUCGUCUGUCCAGGAUGGACCCCGAGGAGGAGACGGCAGCAGUGGCAAUGGCCGUGGGGCCAGCGGCCCGGCUUCAGGAGCCAGUGACCUUUCGGGAUGUGGCCGUGGACUUCACCCAGGAGGAAUGGGGACAGCUGGAUCCUGCCCAGCGGACUCUGUACCGUGACGUGAUGCUGGAGACCUUUGGGCAUCUAGUUGAUGUGGAGCAGAUGCCCAUGUCCUGUGCUUCCCUGUUUCCAGGGCCUGAGCUUCCCAAACCCGAUGUCAUCUCCCAGCUGGAACAAGGGGCAGAGCUGUGGGUGGCAGAAAGUGGACUUGCCCAAGGCUGCUGUCCAGGGUGGCAGACUAGAGCUGAAAGCCAAGUGUCACCCAAGAGGCAGGGUCUUCCUGAAGAGGAGCCGCCCUGUGUCAUGGAGAUGAAAGGAUUCCCAAGGGGUGCUCUUUGGCCAGCCACAUUAGGGGAGAAGUGGGCCUGUGAGGGCCAGUCAGAGGGGCUCAAGAAGGACCAGGAUGAUCUGAAGCACCUGGAAUUUGGCCUCAAAGAAGCUCCAACUCAAGAUAGAGGCAGUGAAAGUCUCAGACUUGGGGUAAACUAUAUCCUGAGUUCAGGCCUAAAUCCAUUACAGGAGACUUCUCAGGGAAAAUAUUCCUGUAAUUAUGACUCACAGGUUAAAAGCUUGGAGCGUAACUCAAGCUUAAUUAAUCAACAGAUGGGCUCCUCUGGAAAACAGCCCUUUGAAAACAAUGACUGCAGCAAAGCUUUCAGUCAGGGUGUUGAAGUUAUGCAACUCGGAAAAAUUCAGAUACAGGAUAAACCCUACAAAUGUACUGACUGUGGUAAGUCUUUUAACCAUAAUGCACACCUCACGGUACAUAAGAGGAUCCAUACAGGAGAGAGGCCUUAUAUGUGCAAGGAGUGUGGGAAAGCCUUCAGCCAGAACUCAUCCCUUGUUCAACAUGAGCGAAUCCACACAGGAGACAAACCCUAUAAAUGUGCUGAGUGUGGAAAAUCUUUCUGCCACAGUACACACCUCACCGUGCAUCGGAGAAUUCACACUGGAGAGAAGCCCUAUCAGUGCCAGUACUGUGGGAGAGCCUUCAACCAGAAUUCAUCCCUUGGCCGGCACAAGAGAACACACACUGGGGAGAAGCCCUACACUUGCAGUGUGUGUGGGAAAUCCUUUUCACGGACCACUUGCCUCUUUCUGCAUCUGAGAACUCACACAGAGGAGAGGCCUUAUGAAUGUAAUCACUGUGGGAAAGGUUUCCGGCACAGCUCCUCCCUGGCCCAACAUCAAAGGAAGCAUGUUGGAGAGAAGCCUUAUGAAUGCCGGCAGCGGCUAAUCUUUGAGCAGACGGCAGCUUUAGCGAAGCAGGAAUGGUCGGAAGCCCUUGGCUGCAACCCACCUAGGAGUCAAGAUGCGCGAGAUGACAGGCCUUUUAAAUGUAGUCAGUGUGGGAAGUGUUUCAUUCAGAGCUCGCACCUCAUCCGGCAUCAGAUAACUCACACCAGAGAGGGUCCUAGAGGACGUAACCGACGUGAGCCAACUUGUAGCCGGAGCUCACACCUCAUCCGACAUCAGUACACACAUUCGGGAGAGAAUCCAGGAGGUGGAACAAAGGCAGGACAGCCUGCAAGCAGGGCUCUUGCCUUGUUCGACAUCCAUGAAAUCAUGCAAGAGAAAAACCCUGUGCACGUUAUUGGUGUGGAAGAGCGUUCUGUUGGUGCUUCUGUCUUAUUUGACGUCAGAGAAUCCACUUAGGAGGGAAACCCUACAGAUGAGUUUUGAACCACAAGUACAAAAAAUGUGGUAAGUCCCUAUCAUGUAUUUGUGGAAAGAGGAGCUGAGGGUAGAAGUGGUGAAGGUGACGUCUGGUUUCCUGAGGAAAUGGUGCUUCACAGACACCCGAGAUUGGUGGUUCUGAGACCUGUCAAACCCCAAACUAAAAACCAAACCCACUGCUGUCAAGUCAGUUUCAACUCAUGGCGACCCUGUGUGUUACAGAGUAGAACUGUGAUCCAUAGGGUUUUCAAGGCUGUGCUUCUUUAUGGAAGCAGAUCGUCAGGGCUUUCUUCUGCAGCAGCACUGGGUAGGUUCAAACUGCCAACCUUUAGUAAUUGAGUGCAAAGUUUGUGUCACUCAUGGACUCUUAUGAAACUCAGUGCCCCCUUUUAACAAUAGAUAUUUUGUUACGUUCCCUUUAUUGUCCCCAAACAAGUGCACAGGUUAAUAUAAUCUACCCAUACACAUAAUGUCAAAUAAAUCAGCUUAUGGCCCUAUUUUGUAAAGGAUAAUUAAAGCAAAAGUAAUUUAUAAUAGAGUAAUGUGUUCUGAGUGGGUGCAGUAUGUCAACAUGUAAAUGCAUAGGCCCAAUUACAUCAGAGACCUGAGGCUUAAGUAUGGUAUAUGGGGGUGUGGCGUUAACCACAGAAAUGCCACUAGGGGCCUUUCUGUACAUGAUGUGAUUUUCCAAGAUGAUGACUAACUCUCGGAAACAUUUUGAACAAAAUGCUGUUGCAUUUCUGAAAAAUUCUGUGUAAAUCUAAGCAUGCAGGAAUUAAUUUGUAUAUAUAUGUGCAGUCGAGUUAGGUUCUCAGUUCAUACAUUACAAACAGCUGUAUGUGGUUCACUGGGGCCCACCCUGUGUGCUUCACAGUCAUGGUGGCACGCUUGACUCCACCCACAAUGUCAGCCACACUCCUGAAGUAAUGGGACAAAGAAUCCCCCAUGAAGUUCCACAACAUUCUCUGGGGUGGUGCAGCUCCUGUUGAAAACCACAGCUUAGAACAUCUAGUGUUGCUAUAAACCAGAGGCUCUCAACUGGGGGCUCUUUUGCCCCCCAGGGGACAUUUGGCAAUAUCUGGAGAUGUUUUUGGUUGGCAUGACUGGGCAAAGAGUGUCACUAGCAUCUAGUGCGUAGAGAUGUGGGAUGCUUCUAGAUACUCUACAGUGCCCAGGACAGCCUCACAACAAAGAAUUACCUGGCUCCAAAUGUCACUCAUGCCAAGGUAGGGAAACCCUGGUGUAAACCAGCCCACCACUAUAGCAGACAUUUUCUCAACCCUGUAAAUUGAUUGAACAGGGCCAUAAUUUGAUUUUAAUGAAUGGUAUCAUUAGUGUCUUAGUUAGCUAGUGCUGCUAUAAGAGAAAUACAAGUGGGUUGCUUUAACAAACAGAAACUUAUUCUCUCACAGUUAGGAGACUAAAAGUCUGAAUUUAGGGUGCUAGCUCUAGUGGAAGGCUUUCUGUCAGCUCUGGAGGGAGGUCCUGGUCUCUUUUGAGCUUCUCCUGGGCAUUCUUCAUGUGGCUUGGUAUCUAUCUCUCCACCAUCUCAGCUUUCUAGCUUGAGUUUAAUCUCUUUUUAUUUUUCAAGAGAUUGACUCAAAACAGAACAACCAGAAUGGAAACAAUGAGAAUGCUGUCACAUUGUGGAAAGUAUAACCAAUGUCACUGAAUAAUAUGCAUAAAAAUUUUUAAAUGAGAACCUAAUUUGCUAUGUAAAUUUUCCCAAAAAAUCACAACAAAAUGUUAGAAAAAAGAAAGUGAUUGACUCAAAAGACACCCUACACUAAUCCUGCCUCAUUAACAUAACAAAGAACAGCCCAUUCCCAAAUGGGAUUAUAACCACAGGCUAAAAAAAAACCCUACUGCCAUCCAGUCCAUUCCAACUCUUAGAGACCCUAUGGGAUGGAAUAGAACUGCCCCACAGGGUUUCCAAGACUUUAAUUUUUACAGAAGCAGACUGCCACAUCGUUCUCUCAAGGAAUGGCUGGGUUCAAACUGUCAACCUUUCAUUUGGCAGCCAAGUUCUUUAACCACUGCACCAUUAGGGCUGCUAUCACAGGCCUAGAGGUUAGGAUUUACAACACAUAUUUUUGAUGGACACAAUUCAGUCUGUAACAAUUAGCUAGUUUGUAUAUGACUUACUUAGUAAUUCUCUCACCAUUUUGCAACAUUCAUAAUUGAUGUGAAGAAAGGAAGAGAAUCCAACUAUUUUUCUGAAUCUAAUUUUUAGCAUUUUAUUGUGGACAUUGAAAAGCAUGGAUAAUGUAUUUUCCUAGUGCCCCCCCACCCACCUUCCCACCCCUCCUCUAUUUUCACAUUGGUCACGGACAUAUUAGUUCACCCAUAUUUCAAUAUGUAUCUCUAAAAGGGACACAGGGACAAAACUGGUUUCAUAAUCGUACUAAGACAUAUUCGCCUUUUUUGUUCUGUUGAUGCUUGCGCUGAUGGUACAAAAGCCACAGUGGGGCCUGAGCAGGAAUCAAGGCAGAGGCACUCGUGGUCCUUGUUCUCAGUCUUGACCAACAUGCAUUUGCAGUAAAGAAGAAAAACCCACCAGUUUCAUGUAAGAAUCUGUGAUGAAUCAGGAAAGAUUGUUAAUUUUGUUAAACUCAAAAAGAAAAAGCAUCCAUUUACCAUUAUCACAUCUAAACAAAAGUAAAGGUAAUUAGUAAUUCCUUAAUGUAUCGCCAAACAUCUAGUGUUCACAUGUUCCUGGUUGCCUCCUAAAUUUUGUUUUCUAUUUGCCUCAUUCUAAUGGUAUAAACAAGGCUUUUCAAAUUUAUAGGUCACCACUCUUUCUUUUUUAACCUUUUAUUUGUUGGGGGGAAAAAAAAACAGAAUAACGUAAAUUUUGUGCCACUGGGCUGUGAUGGGAGCUCCGAUGGCACAGUGGUUAAGAGCUCGGCUGCUAGCCAAAAUGUUGGCAAUUCGAAUCCAACAGCCGCUCCUUGUAAACUCUGUGGGGGCAGUUCUGCCCUGUCCUAUAGGGUCACUAUGAGUUGGAAUCGACCCAUCGGGAAUUGGGUUGGGCUGUGAUGAGGAGCCUUAUGAACGUCAUGUGACUCCCGCUGUUUUCACGUAAGGGCACUUUGCAUGGGGCCUCUGUUGAGGACCAGUGGAAGAUCUUUCUCUCAGCUUUCAGUGCCAGGAGAAGCCACGCUUUUGAGAAAAUAAUUGAUUUUCUAGACAGCAGGACAUUUUUGAAAUUUUUUUUUUUUAUUGUUGUUGAGAAUAUACACAGCAAAACAUACCCCAAUUCAACAGCUUCUACAUGUACCAUUUAGUGACAAUUGAUGACAUUCUUUGAGUUAUGUAACAAUUCAUUCUCACCCUCCUUUUCUGAGUUGUUCUCCCCCAUCGACAUAAAUUCACUGUCCUCUAAGCGUCCUGUCUGAACUUGUGUGUUGCUGUUGUCAGUUUGAUCCCAUAUAGAUAGUUCUUAAAAGAGCGUAAUGAGAGCAGGACAUUUUAAUGCCCACAUUUUGAAGCUUUGGCUUGAUCACCCUGUUACUUUUCUCCAGUAUUUCUCCUGAGGAAAGCCAAGGGUUCUUACCUUUGUCUGAGCUGUUCUUAACAUUGUGUGUUGAGUUGUGGUUGGUGGGAUCUCAUAGCACCCAAUAAAACACCAAGAAUCUAAAUCUACUUUUUACCCUAAAAUGAAACAAUUAUGGACCAUCCCAUAAGCCAUGUUGUUGUGUGCCGUCAAGUCGAUUCUAACUCAUAGCUGUCCUAUGGGACAGAGUAGAACUGCCCCAUAGGGUUUCCAAGGUAGUGAUCUUCACAGGAGCAGACUGCCACAUCUUUCUCCCUCAGAGCUGCUGGUGGGUUCAAACCACCAAUCUUUGGGUUAGCAACUGAGUGCUUAACCACUGCUCCAACAGGGCUCCUUCCCAUAAGCCAUAGCUACAUCCAAAUACCUGUUGCAGGACGCUAAGUCAUGUGCUCCAGUUAUACAGGACAGCUGUUAAUGCCCAGCUCUGAUCAGCUCAUGCUUUUGCUUGGUAUUUCCACUGCAGUUGCAUCCUAGUGAAGUUAAUAUAUACCAUUAGAAAUGAAAAACUGAUUAUGACAUAUCUCAGCAUGUAAAAAUUGGCUGUAAAAAGUGUACUGCAGUAGGAUUGUUGGAUUGACUGGGUAAAGAAUUGAAUGCAAUAUUUAUCAUCCUGUAAAAAUGCAACCAUGGUCCUAAUAGCUGUUUCAGAAUAGUUGAGCAUCAGAACUUACGGUCAAAACUUCAUGGUUGAGUGCCAGAACUUACUAUCAGACUUCAUGGUUGAGUGUCAGAGCUUACUAUCAAACUUCAUGGUUGACUGUCAGAACUUACUGUCCGAUUUCAUGUAACCCAUUUUGUUCUUUUCUGUGACACAAUUGGUGGUGUUUCCAUUGGAGCAGAAUUGGCUUCCAGAUGUUCAGAGCUAGCUUUGGAGCUCAUCUCCAGAGGUUCUAUCUAACUGUUGAUGCCCAGGGUUGGUUUCUAUGUCCUCAUGUUUCCUCUUAUAUUGUCCUUGUGUGUUUCUCUUGCCAGCUCUUUUUCACAACAGCUGUACCCUCGUUCUUCAGCCUGCACCACCUUCUGCUUCAAUCCUAGCAGAUAACCUUACCAUUUACGUAGCCAAGAAAAAAAUACAUUUUCAGACAAUGCUUCAAUAAUAGUUCAAUGAAGUACUACUAUUACUCCAUUUUAUAGAUGAUGGAAAUAAGGCACAGAAUGAUUAAUUAAGUCCAAGGUUACACAGCUAGAAAAUGGUGGAGUCAGAAUUUGAAGUCAGUACCCAAUUAACAGGAUCCCUGGUAGCACAGUAGUUAAGCACUCGGCAGCUAAACAAAAGGUCAUCGGUUCAAACCCACCAGCCGCUCCUCAGGAGAAAGUUCUGGCAGUCUGCUUCUGUAAAGAUUUACAGCCUUGGAAAUCCUGUGGGGUAGUUCUUUGUCCUAUAGGAUCGCUACAAAUUGGAAUCAACUGGAUGGCAAUAAGUUUGGUUUACGCAAUUAACAGUGGCUUAAACAGGUUAGGCUUUAUUGGAAGGCUGUCUUUUCAGUGGCUCAAUUAUGUCAGAGCCAGUGUUUUCUACCAUUCUCACAACUUUUCCAUCACGGUUACAAGAGACUGCUGCAGCUCCAGCCAUUGCAUCUGUAGUCAAAACUGGAAGAAGGGGAAGGACAGGACAACACUCCAUUCUCCGAUGAGGAAACAAGGUUUUCCCAGAAGCCUCCAGCAGAUGCCCACUUACGUCUCAUCGGCCAGGACUGGGCCACCUCUAGUGACAAAGGUGCCUGUAUUCAGGUUUUCUAAUCUCUAUAGAAGGGAUAGGUCAGAGAGAAAGGUCUUGGGAAGUGGGUGAUGUUAGGCAACUAGUUGUCCUCCACUUCUCCCCACUCUUGAAAGAAUCACCUGAGCUCUCCAUGUCCUCAGUGCCAAGUCACACAUCAGACCCCUCUAUUCUACCCCUGCUGCCUUGCAGGAACUGCAGUGGCUGUGGUCACAUGCCACCACCUCUCGACAUUUUUUUUUUUUUUAUUUCUUGGAUUGUCCAGCCUGCUGACCAAACUGACCUCCUUACAAUGCUGUGUCCUCUUGCAUGCUGGGAUACCACACUCUUCCACCUCUGUAGUGGCUCCUUGGCUUCCAAUGUAGGCUUCUCUCCCCUCACCCCUCUUAAAUGUUGGGGUGCUCAGGGUACAUUUAGUCCUGGGGGCUCAUUUGGAUGCCUCCCCAGGCAUCCUCAUCCACACCCAUGACUCUGCUGCCGACUCCUAAAUCUGCACCUCUAGUGCUAAGUUCUGCACUUCAGACCUGAAGAGCAGCUUUGUGCUUCUAGAAGCUCCUCUCGAUUCACCCCACAGGCUCCUUGGAAUCCAGCCCACCCAAGACGAGGCUGCUAUUUUCCAAUUCAAACCAGUCCCCCUUCCCUGGUCCCUUUCCUGGGGGAUGCAACUACCUGCCAUCUUGUGUUCACCUUCCACAGUAGAAGUCCUGUUGACUUUGCCAUCUAAACCUCUCAGAUCUGUUCACUUCAUCAUGUCACAUGACCACCACCAGCACAGGAUAGGGGCUGGAUUGCUGUACUCCAGGAUUCCUCCCCUCCAGCCUCUCCCCACAUGACAGCCUAACUGGCUGGCCCCCUCAACAGCCUUGCCCAGACUGCUUCAUCUCCACCACUUGUACCUUAUACCCUCCAACCUCUGAACUUACUUUAAAUCCUUUAAAGUGCCUCUCAGCCUCCCUGCUGCCUCUGGGCCUUUGUGUAUGCUGUCCCUUCUGUUCGGGGCACUUCCCACACCACCCCUCUGACUGGGUUGGUCCUCAUCUCUUGGGGUCUUUCUCGGGUAUGUAUGCCUUUUCUUGCUGUAGUGUGGGAACCCCACUGUGCACGCACACACAACCCUUCUAUUACACUUCCCAGUCAAAGCACUCUUCUGCCUAUGCUGUGAUUGCUUCCAUGGUUUUCUGGGUCUGAGAAGCUCUGGGGGCAUGGUUCCUGGCCUGUUGUCCUCCUCACCAAAGCAUUUCCACCUCCCAGGGCGGGGCCUGGCUCCUGUUAACUAGGCGCUGGGUAAAUGUUCAGUAAGUAAUGAAAUCAAGAACCGCCUUACUGAAAGAACUGCCUUACCAACACAUGAGACAAAAUUGGCAAGUCUAACCAAAGUAAAAAAAAGGGAACACCUGUGAAAACUAGGAAAGCAGUACAACCCUAGGUCAGUUUUUCCCCCAAUGGCUGAUUUUUCAGAAGUAGAUUUCCAGGCCUUUCUCACGAGGCACUUCUGUUUGAACUCAAACCUCCAGUCUUUUGGUUAGCAGCUGAGCACAUUAACCAUUUGCAUCUCCCAGGAACUCUUGAUAGUUUUUUUUUUUUUUUUAACUUAUACAUCAACCAAAAGUUUCUGUUAAGAAGAGUAUUUAUAGUUAUAUUGUCAGUAAGUUUGAAGAUGUAGACAAGUAGGUGCUUUUUCUAGGGAACUAUAAAUGGUCUAAAUCUGCUGAAGAUUUUGAAAGCAUGAUUAGAUGAUGAACAUAGGAGAAAUUAAAAAAGACGUCAAAGAUCUCACGCAGCCAAGGUGCAGGCCCUCAUGCUUACAGGCAAGCUCCAUCUCACAGGUGAGCCAGUCAGGCUGCUGUGAGCUAUUCAAACAACAGAGGUAAUGCUGUGCAGUUUACGCCAUCUGUCUGUUACAUUGCCUUAUCUAAUAUAGCCUUAUAUGAACCAGUAAUCUCAGGGGUCAGAGGGGAGGGCAUGCCCAGUCCUAGUGGGAAGACGUUUCUUGACUGCAAGAGAAGAUGGGUGGAAUUAGGCUUGCUAUGGGAGCAGAAAGUUCCCCUAGCCUAUAGCCUAGCCCUACAUAGCCUGGAGAUGGAAAGGGGAGGGGCGGGGGUGGGGACAGGCCAAGAAAUACCACAGUGGCUAAUCUCAAUAAAGAGUGAAAAUCCUUUUUCUUAAAAAAAGUAGCGUAUCAGAUCCAGCAGGGAAUUAAUAAAUACUCUCCAUAAUCAAGAAAUUCCUACUGCAAACAUGCAAGAAUGGUUCAGCAUUAAGAAACCGACUCAUGAACUUUGUGGUAACAGGUUAAAGAAAAAAAUCCUAUGAUCAUCUCACGUCAGCAGAAGCCAGAAAGACAUUUGAUGAAAUUCAGAAUCAUUGUUCAAAGGAACAAUAAACCGGGAGUAGAAGAAAACUAACUGCAAGUUUCUGAAACCAGCAGGAACACCGUUCUUCAAAAGAAAGACUACAGAUGUUCUUAAAAUCGGGAACAAUGCAGUGUUCCUUUCAGCAUGGUUUUGAUUCAGUACUUCGUGAAACGUGCCAGGGAAGUCCUCCUUCACCUAUGUCCUGCCUCUGCUGAAGUCUGGGAUGGCCAUGUGGCUUACUGUGGCCAAUCAUAUCAGCAGAAGGGACCUAUGUCACCUCUGGGUGGAAUAAGAGCCAGUGUGUGAGCUGCCAUGUAUGUCCCUGUGUCACUGCCUCAGACGAUAUGGAAGCACAUGUGGAGGGGAACUGAGUGUCCUGUGAACAGAGCCUCCCUGCCUGCCUGUGACGGACAGGCAGCAUGAGGGAGAAAUAAACUUCUUGUGUGAGGUUUGGGGUUGUUACUGAAGCACAAUAUGACCUGAACUGACCAACACUAAUCCGUUAUUACCCCCCUUCAUGGAUGAUGAAAUAGAGGCUCAGAGAGGUGAAGUGGCUUGCCACAAUGCUGAGGUAAGUGGCCCAGCCAGGAUUUGAACCUGGGCAAUCUGAUACUGGCCCCCUGCUUUUGACCAUUCCUCUUUGCUGCCCCACAGGUAUGUGGGGCACAGAUUUGGGGAUACAGACACUAAAGCUCCAUCUGACUUACCAGUAUCCUCUGGGGAGAGGGAGACCCAGCAGUAAUAAUCACAGUUUUGGACAACUCUGGAGGCCGGGCUUGUGAUCAGCUGGUUCCCUCUACCUUUGCCCACCAAAAUAACAGAUCUUGAGGUGUCUUGUUUUCUCAGUUCUCAAAGUGGAUACUGUGAUGGUUAAAGUGGCCUCGCUCAGUAAACCGGAAACCAACACUUCCACUAUCAGCACUCACAUAAUUCCCUUUCCCCCGAAGAUGAAAGGAAUAGGUAACAGACUUUUGGAAAUUUUCCAUUUCUUAGUUUAUGCUUUCUAGGAAUAACACUUCUUCCACUAUCCUGCUGGUUUCCUUGUAGAUAUAUUGAAACAGAGCCAGUCAAGAAACUCAAGAAAUGAGUAUAAAUUUGGGGAAAAUACAUGGUUUGAUCUGUUUAUAAAAUUAAUGUUCUUUGUAGGAAAACCUGAAAAAUACACAAAAGUAUGAAAAUUUAUUUAAAAUUUAAUUCCCCACAUUUCGACCAGAGAUGGUCGUAACUGUUAAGGUUUUGUUAAUAUUCCUUGAAAUUUUUUCUUAAAAUAUACAUGAAUGUAUACACACAAAUAUUCAUAGUGUACAUUAUGUCUUAUACGCAUAUAUAUUCAUCUAGUUUUCUUCUGAAAAUUAGAAUUCUUUCUAGUGCUCCUGUAAAAAAUGCUUCUUACCAUAUGAUGAGAAUAUUCCCCUGACAAUGAAUUUCAUGUAUCUUUUUUAAUGAACUUUCAGGAGGAUUGUAGCAAUGUCCCCUCCACCCAGUAUUUGACCAGCCUUGAGUGUUCAGAAAAAAGAAAAAGAACAUUUCAGGACAGAGUAUGAACUGAUACAGCCUCUAUGGGGAGCAGUUUGGUAAUCAGUAUCAAACUUACUAAUGGACAAACCCUUGUCCCAGCGUUCCAGCAAACCUACUGCUGGGAAUGAAUCCUACAGAUGUAUUUAUACAUGUGUUAAUCAUGUUCAUACAUGGUUUUUGUCAAGGUAUUGAUUUUAAAACUAAAACAUUGAAAAUAACAUCCAUCAUGGGGAGCUGGGUAAGUAAUUUUGAUGGAAUGGGGAACUACGCAGCCUUAAAAGUGGGAACUGUCUUUAUGUACUAAUAUGGGAAAGCACUCAAUGAUCCAUUAAAUAAAAAAAAAACCAAGGUGCAAAACA